AUGACAACUUCAGAUCCAUACCUAGAAAAAGAUAUCUCUAUAAAGGCUACCGAUUUAUCUCAAUGGAGACUUAAAGUUGACCAUGGAAGACAAACGUGGCAUUAUCUGGAAAGCGAUGAAGCAAAAAAUUUGCCUCAGUCUAUAAUUGAAAAAUAUUGGUUAGGCAUACCUUUUGAAUCAAAAAAAUUCGACAAACCAAAAACUGCAUUAGAGGCAGCACGAAAUGGAUUUGAAUUUUUUAAGCUACUCCAGACGGAAGACGGUCAUUGGGCCGGUAAUUACGGCGGCCCUAUGUUCUUAUUACCCGGACUUAUAAUUUCAAUGUACAUUACGCGUAUCACUAUUCCUGAAAGUUGGCGAAUUGAAAUUAUCCGAUAUCUAUUCAAUAAAGCUAAUCCAGUUGAUGGUGGAUGGGGAAUACAUGUUGAAGGUCAUUCAACAGUGUUUGGAACAACCUUGAAUUACAUUGUCCUUCGUAUCCUUGGAAUAGAUGCUGACCAUCCAUACAUGGUCAAAGCUCGUGCGACUUUGCAUAAACUCGGAAGUGCAACUGCGAUACCCUCAUGGGGUAAAUUUUGGUUGUCGUGUCUAAAUGUCUAUAACUGGGAAGGGAUGAAUCCUGUUCCACCUGAAUUAUG
Messenger RNA from Funneliformis mosseae, 638 nucleotides. The record is from the annotation of a GenBank genome assembly. NCBI's taxonomy places the organism in Eukaryota, Fungi, Glomeromycota, Glomeromycetes, Glomerales, Glomeraceae.